Molecule: messenger RNA, 474 nt
Organism: Rhopilema esculentum
Lineage: Eukaryota; Metazoa; Cnidaria; Scyphozoa; Rhizostomeae; Rhizostomatidae
Product: molybdopterin synthase catalytic subunit
Biological process (GO): Mo-molybdopterin cofactor biosynthetic process
Cellular component (GO): molybdopterin synthase complex; cytosol
Molecular function (GO): molybdopterin synthase activity
Source: RefSeq, a predicted model, not a curated record
AUGCAGGAAGGGACACUAGAUGAGGACAAAGCGUCAUACGACCAUAUUGAAUUGACAGUUAGUGAAAUUUCUAUUGACAGUGCAUAUAAAAGGGUGCUUUCAAACUCUGCAGGAGCCGUCUCUGUGUUUGUUGGGACCACAAGAGAUCAUUUUGAGGGCAAGAAAGUUGCAAAACUUGAAUAUGAAGCUUAUGAGCCCAUGGCCAUCAAAGAAUUGAGGCAAAUUUGUAAAGAUGUACGCAAGAAGCUUGAAGUUACAAAGGUAUGCAUCAUGCACAGACUUGGGGUAGUUCCGGUUGGAGAACCAAGUGUCAUGAUAGCAGUCUCAUCUGUACAUAGAAAGGAAUCUCUUGAGGCUGUACAAAUUAUAAUCAAUACUCUAAAAGAGACUGUACCUAUUUGGAAAAAAGAGAUUUAUGAAAAUGGAAUAGGAGAAUGGAAAGAGAACAAAGAAUGCAAAUGGGCAAGGAAAUGA